CUUUCUUCUCCUCUCCUCCAUCUUCAGACUUGAAAGGCCGCUGUGUAUUUUAGACCAGAUUGAUUGAAUUGAAGCGAAGCGAAAAUGGCAAUGGCGAGUUUUUCCAGACGAAAGGCAUCGACGCUGCUCUCAAAUCCUCUCUGCAACAAUUCCAAGUACUCUCUCUCUAUGGCCAGAGGCUUCGCUUCCUCGGGAUCUGACGAGAACGACGUCGUGGUCGUCGGCGGUGGACCCGGCGGCUACGUCGCUGCCAUCAAGGCCGCUCAGCUAGGCCUCAAGACCACCUGCAUCGAGAAGCGCGGUACUCUCGGCGGCACCUGCCUCAACGUCGGUUGUAUUCCUUCUAAGGCACUUCUUCAUUCCUCCCACAUGUAUCAUGAGGCCAAGCAUUCAUUUGCCAGCCAUGGUGUGAAGUUUCCUUCUGUUGAGGUUGAUCUACCUGCCAUGCUGGCCCAAAAAGAUAAAGCCGUGACUAAUCUAACACGAGGUAUAGAAGGCCUAUUCAAGAAAAAUAAAGUAAACUAUGUUAAAGGUCAUGGCAAGUUCAUUUCGCAUUCUGAGGUUUCCGUUGACACCCUUAAAGGCGAGAGCACUGUAGUAAAAGGCAAGAGUAUAAUAAUUGCCACUGGCUCUGAUGUUAAAAGCUUACCUGGGAUCACCAUUGAUGAGAAGAGGAUUGUAUCGUCAACUGGAGCUUUAGCUUUGUCAGAAAUUCCUAAGAAACUUGUGGUCAUUGGAGCUGGUUACAUUGGCCUUGAAAUGGGCUCUGUCUGGGGCCGUCUUGGAUCAGAGGUCACUGUUGUUGAAUUUGCACCAGACAUCGUUCCUACAAUGGAUGGUGAAAUCCGCAAGCAAUUUCAACGUAUCCUAGAGAAGCAAAAGAUGAAAUUCAUGCUAAAAACUAAGGUUGUAUCAGUUGACAAUUCUGGGGAUGGUGUGAAGUUAACUCUUGAACCAGCAGCUGGUGGUGAUCAGAGCACACUUGAGGCUGAUAUUGUUCUUGUAUCUGCUGGUAGAAUUCCAUUUACGGCUGGACUUGGGUUGGAGAAGAUAGGAGUUGAAAUUGACAAUGCUGGUCGGAUUCUGGUUAAUGAGCGAUUUGCUACAAAUGUGCCAGGGGUUUAUGCUAUUGGUGAUGUAAUUCCUGGGCCAAUGUUGGCUCAUAAGGCAGAAGAGGAUGGGGUUGCAUGUGUGGAGUUGAUUGCAGGUAAGGAAGGCCAUGUGGACUACGACAUGGUCCCUGGAGUUGUUUAUACUCACCCGGAGGUGGCAUCCGUUGGGAAGACUGAGGAGCAGGUGAAGACACUGGGGGUUGAUUACCGUGUUGGGAAGUUCCCCUUUAUGGCAAACAGCAGGGCCAAGGCAAUCGAUGAUGCUGAAGGAAUUGUCAAGAUACUAGCUGAGGAGGAGACUGACAAGAUAUUGGGUGUCCACAUCAUGGCACCAAAUGCUGGGGAGCUCAUUCAUGAGGCAGUACUGGCCUUGCACUAUGGGGCAACUAGUGAGGACAUUGCACGCACAUGCCAUGCUCAUCCAACAAUGAGUGAGGCUUUGAAGGAAGCUGCGAUGGCCACUUAUGACAAACCCAUUCACAUAUAGAAGAUGUGGCUUUGAAAUCCGAUCCUCGUACUCCUGGCGCAGACGUUCCGGGUCUCGCCCGGAUCUCAAUUGACUUGGCACAAGCCAGUGCUAAAGACACAUACAGCAUUCUUGACUCUCUUACGAGAAAAACAAAUGAUCCUAAGGUGAAAGAAAUAUACGCCACGUGCCUGGAGAAUUAUGACGAUGCCAUUAGUAACCUUGAUCAAGCCAGUAAGUUCUUGAGCUCUGGUGACUAUAAUAGCCUAAAUACUUAUGCGUCGGCCGUCUCGACUGAUGCAGAUACUUGUGAUGAAAGCUUUCAAAAACCAGCUGUUGAAACACCACAACUCAAACAAGCAAAUCAGAAGUUGGAAGAUCUUUCUAGCAUCAUUUUAGUUAUUUCCAAUCGUUUGGCAGGAAUAAUUUAGUAUGUUAUGUGACCCAUGAGAAUCAAAAUCAGUUUAUUUCUUAUGGGGAUCAAUGACUUGCAGUAAUCGAUUUUCUUUUUCGUUUAGUUAUUGGCAUGGUUUACAUCCAGUAGUCGAAUAAUUAAUAAGGUGAACUGUUGGUUGGUAAGUGGUUAGUUGGACCCAAACUGUGCACCCAUUGGAUAUACUAGAUGUCUGGAGAAUUAUAGUGAUGUCAUUAGCAACCUUGCCCAUAUUGAAAUCUGAUCAUUUGCU
Messenger RNA from Ilex paraguariensis (yerba mate), 2264 nucleotides. NCBI's taxonomy places the organism in Eukaryota, Viridiplantae, Streptophyta, Magnoliopsida, Aquifoliales, Aquifoliaceae. The record is from the annotation of a GenBank genome assembly.